UUGAAACAUAAACAGUUCUAGAAGCGUAUGCAACAUUGUGCCACCUGGUUCGCGACAAUGUUUGUGAUUAAAUGUAUGACUCUUAAAUAUAUGAAUAUUGUCAAGCAAUCCCUGUGAAACGAAGCUAUUUGUCAUGAUAAUUCCCGCUUGUCAGACUUUUAUUUUGAAGCCUAAUAAAUUGUUUUCCGGGGGUGUCAUGUGUUGAUGUUUGGAUGGGUUUGGGUCUAGACUGGAAGUAUUUUGGGUGAAAUGUCAGUCGUGUUUUUGGAUGGUCUCAUCAUGGACAGUAUAGUCUAAAUUUACUAAUACAGUAACUGCGAUUGCAUUUCACGAUAUAAGUUAUGAAGGCGUGAAUGCAAGAAGUUAUGGAGAAGGUCCGAAAGAUUCUAGUUCAUUUGUCGAAGGAUAAAGCCGCUCCGCAGUGCGCACGAUUCGUGCAGAGCAUAACUGGACAUUUUGUUGGGGAUGUUAAGGACAAUGUGACAGUGAGCUGUUCUCUGGAGAACAACAGAUUUAUUGUAUGUGAUCAGCUGUGUGGUGCUGGUAUUCCUCUAAAGAGGGCGUCGUUUUGCCCCAUCAAGUACCUGUCUCAUUCAGAGGCAGCCUCCCUGGCCCCUGAUACAGUUGCACGCGGGGUAGACGUGGGCGUUGCCGUGCUGCUGCAGUCAGCCAAUCAGAAGCUGUUGCUAACGCGUCGCGCCUCCAGUCUCCGGAUCUUCCCCAAUGUUUGGGUACCACCUGGUGGUCAUGUGGAGCUGGAUGAAAAGCUGUUGGAUGCAGGACUCCGAGAGCUGAGAGAAGAAACGGGUUUGAGACUCAGUCUUGAUGAGAUCUCUUCUCAGCUCCUCGGCUUAUGGGAGUCAGUGUAUCCCCCCAUGCUGUCCAGAGGUCUGCCACAGAGACACCACAUUGUGACCUACAUACUUCUGAAGAGCUCUCAGUCACACCUGCAGCUUCAGGCCUGUCUAAGGCCUGAUCCUGCUGAGGUCAGUGGAUGUGUCUGGGUUGAUGCAGGUGUGGUUAAAGCUGUGGUGUCUGCUGUGGACGGUGAGGAGGAUUCUGUGAAAAUACCAGAUGACCUGCCACGUACUGCCAGCGUAACAGAAGUGUCUCCAAGUGGUGAUCUAAAAGAGACCUCAUUGCCCGUUUCUCUGUUCUGUAACUGGGCUCCAGACCAUGGUGAGGACAUCGAGCGAGUCAGUACCGGAACCAAAUUUGCCUUAGAACUGUGGUUAAAAACAUUGGAACCUCACGCCGAGAUGGGCUGAUGACUCCUGUCUACGUGUUUCUAUUCAUGCAAACAUUUAAGAAGUGCCUUCAGAAGACUGGAGCUGUGUAGGCAGGGCACGUUACUCAGUCAUAUGUCUUAAAUUAGGGGUGUCACUAUAUACCGGUAUUGUAAAUAGAUGUGAUAUUAAAAACAUGAUUAUCAGUCAUGUUAAUUCACACAUAUCGUAAUAUGGUAAACUAUUCAGCACCUAUUUAAAAUUUUGCCUCAAGAGUCACCCCAAACCCUCUCUGCCUCCUAAAUUUGUAUUUUGAGUGUGAUUCAUUGACCAAAUAAAAAGCAAAACAUGAAAUAAACCAAAUUAAAUAUGAAUUUGACUGAUUGUAAAAAUUGUAGUUAUCUCGUGAAUUCUUUUUGGCCACAAUAACCGCAUAGUAAUAAUCGAUGACAGAUAUCAUGACAGUGCAAUCUUAAAUGAAAGUUCAGAUUGUUAUUUUUCAGCAAAAUAGUCGUCAUUGGAAUUUGUUUAAGAAAUGCAUUUCUAAUAAUUAAAAUGUUUCUUAACACAUUUGUUUGAUUUGAUUCUGGAAUCUGCCUGUGGUUUUCUUUGCAAAAAACAUACAAUGUUUUUUCCCACCACAAGAGGGCGAUAGACACUGCGUCCCU
Messenger RNA from Triplophysa rosa, 1894 nucleotides. RefSeq names its product nudix (nucleoside diphosphate linked moiety X)-type motif 17 (gene nudt17). Bases 354 to 1268 code for a protein of 304 amino acids. The record is from RefSeq and is a predicted model, not a curated record. Gene Ontology annotation, molecular function: NADH pyrophosphatase activity. Gene Ontology annotation, cellular component: cytosol. The transcript has 8 exons. Gene Ontology annotation, biological process: NAD+ catabolic process; NADP+ catabolic process. NCBI's taxonomy places the organism in Eukaryota, Metazoa, Chordata, Actinopteri, Cypriniformes, Nemacheilidae.